UAACUAAUACAUAUCGACAAAAUCUGACAUCAUUGUCUCGGCAAUUACAUCCGCGCAGCUUCCUUUCUUCCCGCCGUCACCAUGUCCAAAGCCGGAACCUGGAUAAAGAUGUUCGUCGUCGGCACGGUGAUCUGUGUCGGCGGCCCCGCUCUCGUCCAAUCAAUCCGUCCUACCGAUGAGGAAUUGUUUAAGCGGUAUAACCCCGAGCUUCAACGGCGGAGUUUGGAGGAGGGAGAUCGUCGCGCGCAGGAAUUCGAUGAUUAUGUGAAUCGGUUGAAGCAGUGGUCUAAGUCGGAUAAGUCGAUCUGGGUUGCGGCUCAGGAACAACAGGAACAGAUGCGGACACAGGCUGCGGUGCAGCGGAGUCAGGUGAAGGAUGAGGCGAAGGCACAGCGUGAGGAGAUGCGUAAGGAGUUGCUGGGUGAGAAAUAAAAAAUCUCGUGGGUAUGUGUUGUGAUUCAAAGGAAUAUCGGGUCUUGGCUUUACCCCCAUACAUAUACCCUUAUCUUGUACUUAUACCCAUGGUCACUGGGCCGGAGGGAGUCAAAAGCUUUGUGCAUGAAUCAUGGGCCGAGUCUUUUUGCCGGGAGUUUUUGGUUAGGCGCUUUUUUUCUUUU
Molecule: messenger RNA, 617 nt
Organism: Aspergillus caelatus
Lineage: Eukaryota; Fungi; Ascomycota; Eurotiomycetes; Eurotiales; Aspergillaceae
Exons: 3
Coding region: 82-432 (116 amino acids)
Biological process (GO): mitochondrial respiratory chain complex III assembly
Cellular component (GO): mitochondrial membrane
Source: RefSeq, a predicted model, not a curated record